ACCAGUCAAGUCCUUGAAGAGUGCUAUCUCAUGUCUCCCCUCCGUCUUCUCUUCUCCAGGCUAAACUCCUCCUCUGUGUCCAGGAGACGAGGCCUCUUUAGCCAACUGAGCUGCUUCACCACGUAUAAUAACAGCCUUGGGGAAAGUUACAGGAGCAAUCUUGUCUUAUGCCAUGGCGCGGCCAUUGAACAUGGACACGUUGCAGCAGAACUUCUGGAAGGAGGAGUACCUGAAAGAGAUCAUGCUGCGCUUUGGUUGGCACCAGAAGUACGGGGCCCUGGUCAAGGCCAAGCAGGAGAGCCGGCGGGAACGCCGCAAGAAGGCCGUGGACACCACCCUCCGGCUCCCCUCCGUCCAGGCCCCGCUGCCCGUCAAGCCCAGCUCUCCUCCCAAGCCCCCGGCCCCCAUGAGGCCGCCCCGGGAGCGCGACCUGACCGGGCUGGACGCCAUGAUCCUGGAGGCCGAGAUGAAGCCGGCGCCGCGGGAGGUGCGGGCCCUCUUGUACCAGGGCAUCUCCCACGAGGAUGAAGGCCGCUACCGCUACCUGAAGACGCGCCUCCUCACGCAGCCGGAGGACAAGUACACCUUUCCCAUCACCACCAACUUCAACUACGGCUGGCAGAUGGGGAAGAUGGCCACCGUCCACACUGCUCCCACGCCCAAGACACGCAUCGAGAGCUUCUUCCGCAAGAAUGGGGCCUUCUCCCUGCUGAAUCCACGAGACGUGGCCCUUUGAGCGAGGUGCGCUCUGCAAAUAAAACCCAA
This is a messenger RNA of Elgaria multicarinata webbii, 765 nucleotides long. RefSeq names its product sperm microtubule inner protein 1 (gene SPMIP1). The record is from RefSeq and is a predicted model, not a curated record. The transcript has 3 exons. Lineage: Eukaryota; Metazoa; Chordata; Lepidosauria; Squamata; Anguidae. The coding region runs from base 173 to 736 and encodes 187 amino acids.